Messenger RNA from Sodiomyces alkalinus F11, 1590 nucleotides. RefSeq lists its product as hypothetical. Lineage: Eukaryota; Fungi; Ascomycota; Sordariomycetes; Glomerellales; Plectosphaerellaceae. The record is from RefSeq and is a predicted model, not a curated record. The transcript has 2 exons. The coding region runs from base 1 to 1590 and encodes 529 amino acids.
AUGGCAUCCGACUCUGAGAAAAGGAGCGUGACCCCAGACAUUGAAGCUCUUCGAGUGAUGGCUGCUGCUCAAAGGCCGAUGUGUCUCGCAUGUAUCGCAAAGUGCGGCGACAAUCCCGGUCAUAUAUGCGAGUACCCAGACAAGUCAACGUCCCCCUGCAAUCACUGUCACGACGUCUCCGAGUGCAUUAAGGUGAAGAGCACAUUGGCCAGUGUAAAGCAGCUACAGAAGAUGGCCAGGGACAUUGUGCAGACCGAGAGACGCAGUAAUGGUGUCCCCUGUGUCGAGAAGAGGCAUUGGCUCAAGAUACUCAGUCGUGCUGUCUUCCAGUUCGUAGAGGAGAAGUGGAUGCACAAGUUGACUCGCAUGGAGCUGGACUGCAAGCGGAAGAGAGAGGCAAGCCUUGAAGAUGAUUUGUCCCGGAAAAGACAAGAGCUUGAGCAGGUCGAAUCGGACUCUAACAAGUCUGCAGAAGAUGAGAAAAUCAGGCUUCGCCAUCAACUCGGCGUGGCCAACCGCGAGAUUAGCGACAUCGCAGCACAAUAUACCGAACUACGUAAGAUCUUUUCGGGGCGGGUCGUGGAAUCGAUGAACACGCAAACGGAGCUUCGGAGGCAGGUCGAUUCUCUCACGUCUGAGCGAGAUCAACUCCGACAAGAAAAGGAGGCCAGAGAAGCAGACCUCGAGGCUCACAUACAGGAGCGCAAGAAUACGGCUGCCCAACAUGAUGAUUUGCGCCGACAGUUCCUAGCCCUGCAGGACGAAGCCAUUGCCAGAAGGGAUGAAUAUAAGACACACCUGCACAACGUGACCAGCGACAUGCGCAGGCAAGUCUCGCAACUCUCUCGUAAGAAUGACGAGACUACCGCACGACAGGCAGAGUUUGAAAUUGAAUACCGCAACAUUGUCGACCAAUGUGCUGCGCUGCGGGAGAGCCUAGCUCGAGUUCAGGCCGACUCGGAUAACCACCUGAGGGAACUAGAAGCACGACUUCACAACGUCACGGCUCAACGCGACGCCCUACAAGAUGACCUUGCCAGGCGCAGAGACGAGUCCAUUACUACGCUAGGAGGGCUCAAGGAGCCGCUUCGCCAGACAGCUGUGGGCGAUAUGGGCGUGCACGAUACGCCCAAUUCCUCCCUAGAUCAGUCGAUGACUAGGCUCGAGGCAGUGGAGAUGCAACUGCAUGAAGCUACGUCGGUCAACGAGAAAUUACAAGCAGACAUGGCGGCCAGACAUGAACAGUCCAUCGCCCGAUACGUUGCGUUAGAAGAGCGUAUUUUUGAUCUAAUGGUAGAGAAUGCCAAACUCAAGGCCCAACUGCAGGAAUUGGGACAAGAUGCAGAGCGAUGGGAAGGACGCCGUGCGCCGGAAAUCGGAAGAGACCGGAUUUCGCAUCCCCAGGGCCAGAUUAUUGAGCAAGGAGUGACCGCUUCACAAGAAGAAGAACUCCUCUCUCAGCUCCGCGAAUUUCGGAAAGUACGAGACCAGCUUGAGCAGGACAGGGAUGAGAAUAAGAGAGUCAUUGAAGUACUUCUUCAGGAGAUGGCUGAGUAUAAGCAAGAAAUUUGGAGAAGGAGCAGUAUCUGA